AUGAAGAAUUUUUUAUCGAUCUUUGCCGUUUUAAUAUUAGUUUACGCUAUUGAAUCUUCAACUUCAUCAGGACGAGACAAAAAUGAAAUAAGCUCAAAAAAUAUUACACAAGGAGAGACGAGCCGAUACCUCGGUCUUUACAUGUAUCAUAAAAAAAGUAAACAUGUCAAGAAAGGUAGAAAGAGAAACAAUAACUUACUUGUAACUUCGAAUCCCUACCUUCAAUUAAAAUCUGAUUCUGAUUCUGAAUCUGAGUAUGAAUCUUUUUCUACAUCUGAAGAUAUUUCGGACUACAAAUCAAUAGAAGAUUCCUUCUCUGAUGACUCUAGCAUUGAAUCAGGUGAAAGCUCCGAUUCUGACUCUGAAGAAGAUUCUGAUUAUGACUCAGAUUCUGGAGAAAAUUUUGAUUAUAUUUCGGAAUCUGGUGAAGAUUAUGUAUCAGAAUCUAAUGAAGAUUAUAUUUCUGAAUCUGGUGAAGAUUACAUUUCUGAAUCUGAAGACGACUCUUACUCUGCAUCUGAUUCUCAAUCUGAGGAAAUUUCUAAUUCAUUGUCAAGUGAAGAUUAUUCUGCAUCUGAAUCAGAUUCAAAGGAACUUUCAGACUCUGAUUCGAUAGAGAGUUCUGACUCAGCAUCGGAAGAAACCUCAAACUCUUCAUCUGAAGUGAAUUCUAGUUCAGCAUCAAGCGAAGAAGCUUCCGCAUCUGCAUCGGACUCUGAGGAAGAUUCAGAAGAAACCUCAAACUCUUCAUCUGAAGUGAAUUCUAGUUCAGCGUCAAGCGAAGAAGCUUCCGCAUCUGCAUCUGACUUUGAAGAAGACUCAGACUCUACUUCGAUACAGAAUUCUGUCUCAGCAUCGGAAGAAACCUCAAACACUGCAUCUGAGGUAAAUUCUAAUUCAGUGUCAAGUGAAGAAGAUUCUUCGAAAUUAUCUGAUUCUGAGGAAGACUCAGACUCUGCGUCGAUAGAGAAUUAUGACUCAGGAUCGUUCGAUAUCCCAAGCUUUGAGACUGAGGAAAGUUCUAGCUCAUCGUCAAGUGAAGAAUAUUCAAUUACUGCAUCUGAACUUGUGGGACACUCUGACGCUGUAAACAGUUACGAGUUUGAAUCAGAAGAGAAUUCUGACUCUGAAUCGUAUUUUGAUUCUAGCUCCGAAUCUGAAGAAGAUUAUGACUCAGAAUUUCAGAGAUUUCUUCGAAUUAAAUGA
Messenger RNA from Clunio marinus, 1206 nucleotides. The record is from the annotation of a GenBank genome assembly. Lineage: Eukaryota; Metazoa; Arthropoda; Insecta; Diptera; Chironomidae.